Molecule: messenger RNA, 430 nt
Organism: Wasmannia auropunctata (little fire ant)
Lineage: Eukaryota; Metazoa; Arthropoda; Insecta; Hymenoptera; Formicidae
Product: odorant receptor 43a-like
Exons: 3
Coding region: 14-322 (102 amino acids)
Biological process (GO): sensory perception of smell; detection of chemical stimulus involved in sensory perception of smell
Cellular component (GO): plasma membrane
Molecular function (GO): olfactory receptor activity; odorant binding
Source: RefSeq, a predicted model, not a curated record
GGAAGGAAAGGAAAUGUCAAUGCUGCGUUUUAUAUAUCUUAUAUCUGUAACGUUAAAUGUUGGCGGUCAUAUGUGUCUCUAUUGUGUAGUAGGUGAGAUUCUAGUAGCACAAUGCGAAGGAAUAUAUCAUGCAGCGUAUAAUUACGAAUGGUACAUGCUAGAGCCGGAAGAAGCGAAAACUUUGAUUAUAAUAAUGAUUCGAGCCAACAAAUCCCUCCAUAUUACAGCUGGGAAAAUGUUUCCCAUGACACUAUCAACGUUUUGCAAUUUAAUAAAAACAUCGGGCGGAUAUGUGUCAGUUCUACUCGCGAGACAAGGAUAAUAAAAUUUAUUUUGAGUUUAUCUACGUAAUCUGUUUUAUAGGGUAAUUCCGGUAUAUACACCGCGCGAGGAUUUAUGCCGCAGAAGUCAUAACAAAUAAAAGAAGUGA